Lodderomyces oxycetoniae is the source of this 1956-nucleotide messenger RNA. RefSeq names its product Stp1p (gene STP1). Lineage: Eukaryota; Fungi; Ascomycota; Pichiomycetes; Serinales; Debaryomycetaceae. Bases 1 to 1956 code for a protein of 651 amino acids. The record is from RefSeq and is a predicted model, not a curated record. The transcript has a single exon.
AUGUUUCUACUAUCACUUGGACUAAUCCAAGACAUACAUCAAAUUCAAUCGACUGGAUUAUAUACAAUCAAACCAAUCAAUGAUCAAAGUUCAGUAGGAACUACUGCAAGCUCAAUUUACGAACCAUUCACUUCUAUUAGUAUUCUUAAACAACAAUUUAACGUUUAUAAAUUCAUUAAUCGUUUAAUCUAUGGAACCAAAAGAUUCAACGAAUUGUUCCCUCAUAUUGACAAUUUUCUGGUGAUAAAUAAUCAAGGUAAAAACAGUGCUACCAAACGUACAUCAUUUCCUCAGAAUUGUGCAGUUGAUGACUUGGAUUUGAGGUUCGAUGGAGAUUCUUCAAAUCAAAUACAAGUUUUUGAUCACGAUAAUUUAGUUGGUGACUUUGUUGGUGGUGGUGGUGGUGGUAGUGGUAAUCACUACAGCAGUCAUAACUUAUUCCCACCGUUGGAUAAGAAUGACUUCUAUGAAGAUCUACACAUCCUAAACAUUUCCCAGCAGCAGAACUAUUUGCCAAUAAACAACUCAUCGUUGAAUAACACUUUACCAUUAUUCGAUGAUUUCUUUGAAGCACAUCAACAUCACCAAUUUCUCAAUAACAAGGCCAUGGAUUCUGCAAUUAACUAUACUUUUAAUGAACAUAUAUUUGAAAAAAAAAUCAUUGCUAGAGCUAAAGCAAUGAGUAAUAUGAACUUAUUUGACAUAAUGCAUAAAUCAACAAUAAGCUUUCAAAGGGCUCGCAAUCUGACAAAUACAAAUUCUUACUACCUAGAUGAAGAGCCACAAUCUUCACCACCCACACAAGCACAAGCACAAGCACAAGCACAAGCACAAGCAUCACAAUCACGUUUACUGCCUCUUUAUUUUAGUGAUUUUGUACAAGGAGUUCGUGCAGUGGACAUUCCACCCAGAGUCGAACACCAAGAACAACAAAGUAAUGGUGAUUUUGCUAGUUAUUCCGGCUCAUCAAUAUCAUCCAAUGAUAGUUUUCUUAGUCCUUUGGAUGAUGAAAUUUCCCGUGAGUAUCAUAAAUCAUCUCCAGAAUCGUCGAUUAUGGGAAGCAGUAUUCCACAAACAGAUCAAGAUUUACUUGGAUCAAAACUUUCAAGAAAAAGGAGACAUGAAUUUGAUUUGGAAAAACGAUUAUCACAUAAUGACUCAGAUGUUCCCGUUUCCCCGACAACAACAACAGUAACAGCAACAGCAACAAAUGUUCACAAAAAUGCUAAACUUUUGGAAAAAAAACCAACUUAUAAAAAAACAAAAGCCUGUAAACUAAACUUCCAUAACAAACACAAAGAAAGCGAUGUUCCGUUGAUAACCACAACUAAAACAAACAAUACAACGGUACGGAAACUUUCAUACACCACAAAGAAUGGUACGAUAAACCAUACAUUUGAAUGUCCACAUUGUGAAGCGAAUUUCAAAGUCAAGGGCUAUCUAACACGUCAUUUGAAAAAACACUCUGUAGCGAAAGCAUUUAUGUGUCCCUUUUAUCAAGAGAAUGGAAAACUAGGAACAAAAUGUCACCCCACGGGUGGGUUUAGUCGAAGAGACACAUUUAAGACGCAUUUGAAAGCACUUCAUUUCAUAUAUCCACCAGGUACAAAAUCAAGUGAGCGAAACAGAUUUAGUGGACGAUGUGCUGGAUGUUUUCAAUUUUUUGAGAAUAAUUUACAAUGGUUGGAAAUGCACAUUGAAUCUGGUGAGUGUCAAGGAACAGUACAGGUGAAGGAAAAGCUAAGUUUACAACUAUUUGAAAGUGGUGGUUGUGCAAGUAUUGAUAUAGGAUUGGAUGCAGACAGUGAGCACGAUGACGAAGAUGAUAUGGAGGAUUCAUUUCAAGAUGAUAGUGAUGAUGAUGAUGGUGAUGAUGAUGAUGAUGAUAACAAUAAUGAGGAAGAGGAGAAGAAAGGGGUAGAAGGGAGGGAGGAGAAGAAGAAAAAGAAGGUAUAA